ACUGCCGGCGACGAUAGUCAUGUGAAGUAGGUUCUUCGUUUCGUGAAGUCACGUUGUUCCAAAGAAAUUUUUCUUGAUUUUAACGAAGUUGAUUUAACAACAUUUAUGCUUCCAAACUUUCAUAUCAAUAAUUAAAAACUUUAAAUACAAUUAUUGAAUACAAAAACAUUAAUUAUUUGUGCUAUAAGAUAAGCAGAUAUAUAUAAAAAAUAAUCGGUGUUAAUUUGAUUAAUAUAAAAAUAAAUAGAGAUUUCAAUUAGUAAACAUAAGAAAGAAUUGCUUGAUUUUUAAACAAAAACAUGUUGACUAACUGUGAUAAUUUGUUUAACAAUCAUUAUUUGUUCCUAAACUACCUUUAUUCUUUUGCCUUGUUUUUGUGAAUACAAGAAUCACGUGACCAUGUGGAUUAAUAUCUGUAAUGAGUGAUCAAAAUAUUGUACGCGAGUGGUUAAAAUAUUUGGAUCUUGAGCAAUACUAUGAAAGCUUUGUAGAUAACGGUUAUGAUGACUUGGAGACGUGUAAGCAGAUCGGGGAGCCGGAUCUCGAUGCCAUCGGGGUCCGGCAACCCAAACACAGACAGCUGAUUCAUCAAGCAGUUCGUAAUUUAUUGGAAAAGGGAGGAACCUCUGUUUAUAUUAACUUAGAAGAAUGUGGAAGCCAAAGAGAGGAAGAUUUUUCCAGGGAUCAGAAUAUUCAUCCUUCUAAUCAGGAUCAUCAGGAUGAAUCUGGUAGAAAGUCAUCAAUCUCAGUUGAUGGCCAUCCUCCCACGUCCUCCCUCUUUUCAUCAUCACGGUUCCGUAGUUCUAGCAGCACGUGCAUCGAUUCGGAUUCUAGAGAUAAGUACUGCGUAGACGCAACAGGAAAAAGGAAAGCAGGAAUCGGAAAAUUCUUUCGCCACCUGAGCAACGCCAAAACAUCCCCCAGGCAUGUUCCAAAGCCAAUUGCUAAGGGUAACUCUCAAGUCGAAAAAACAGAAAUCGAUGAUGUAUCAACAGGCAAUAAUGAUGCGAAUGAAGAGGGGCAAAUGAAAAUUAUCAAAAUGGUGCAAGACAGUCACAUAUCAACACCUUCCAAACCUCCGCAAUCGCUUGUUUCUGAAUUGGGAAGAACCAUGUCAUGGUCUUCACAAGGCUCAAAGAAGAAGGACAAAAACUACGUAUCUUUAUUUAUCAAUGAAACAUCUUCCAACAAUUCCAAAUCUUUUUCAUCCGAUCCAGUUAAGGAGCUCCAAAACGAAUUACCCAAUGCCAUUGAACCAAGUCCAUUAUCAACCAACACAGAACGUGCCAAUCACUCAGCAAAUUGUUCAAGCGCAUCCACAAUCGACCCCCACGACAGCACCGUGCCUACUGCAUGUGGCGGUGAUUGUGGCAACAUAAUGUGUAGUCUUAGUCCUGCCUGUAUCGAUGAUAGCUUUGAGGAAAUGAAGACGAAGCCCAUAUCACCAACUACUGAAGAUGCUUCAGCUGACGACAAGAGCUUACGACGGAGAUCUAAAUCUGAUGGGUGCUACUCGACAUAUAAGUGCAAAGGUAGCAGUAAAAACAGCCCCAGUUUAGAUUCGUCAAGAGAAUUAUUAUCUCCACCAGCUCCAGAAGAUUCAGAUGAAGUAGAACAGGAACAGGUAGAAUCUACGUGUAUACCUCACAGUUCUUCUUCCACGUCCACGUGGAGUGGUCGAGUUAGGGAUCUUAAGCGAGAAGUGAAACACCGAAUAUGUCGCCUAAGAUCUUCUAAAUAUUCUAAUGCAUCAUUAGUUAAUGAAAAUACUGUUGUGGAAAAAGAGCCACAUUCAACCGAAAACCUCGCAAAAGAUUGUGAUAAUACAUCCAAUCAUCCAAGCCCAUUAUCAAACAGUAAUCAUGGAUUUAGCUGCUCAGGAGAUGAAGAAACUUCAAUGGAAUGCAACAGGGUAUUGGGGAAAGCAAGGGCUCUAGUUGAUUAUACUCCCAGUCCAUACGAUAAAGACGGUCUCGCAUUUAAGAAAGGUGAUAUAAUUGAAAUCUUGGCAAAAUCAAGUUCCGGUUACUGGGUUGGACGAUUAAAUAACCAUAUUGGAAGUUUUAAAUUCAUUAAUGUGGAAGAAAUAAUAAACGAUGAAAGGCGUUGUUCACAGAGGCGUAUUUCAUAUUUUCAGCAAACAGUCGAACAACCAAAAACAUUAGAAGAACUGUUGGAGCAGUUGGAUUUACAGAUAUAUAUGAACGUAUUUGUGUUAAACGGAUAUCAUAAUCUAGAAACAUUGAAAAACAUUGAUGAACAAGAGCUGAUUUCACUUGGAUUGUCCAAUUUCGAACAUAGAAUGAAACUUUUGAAUGCAUUAGAUCAAAAUACAGGUUUUAUUAACAGCCACGCAUGUGAUGAAGCACCUUUAUUCACACAUCAGAGAACUUGCCAGGACAUGAUUCCUAGUCCCAGACGCUUUUCAGCAGGUAGAAAAGAAAGUGAUCUUCGUUCUAUCAACUUACCUCCCACUUACAAAACGCAUCUAUCGAACUCUAUUAAGUCAAAUCUCGAAUCUCAGUAUAGAAAUAUUGAGACCAAUAAUUUAGAUCAUGGAUUACCCUCUGUUUCUAGAUCGAAACCAAAUUGCAGUGACACUAAGCAGCAAUUUGAUUUGGAAAAAAAGAGGGAUAUAUUAAAUAUCCCUCUGCAGGAAACGCCGGACAAAUUUUGUUUCUACUCAGACCUCCAAUCGAAAGAAAAAAUACACUAUUCAUACGGGAAUGGUAUAAGCGCUUAUUCAGAACAACUCUACAUUUCGAGAGCAGGACUUAUUAUAGACUCGCCCAUUAAAGAACAAUUUUUUUCGCAUGUAAACUAUUUAGAGAAAUUUUCUGAUCUUCCUGUAUCUGGUCAAGUUUUGAACCACCACAUGAAUGGAGCUGUUUAUCCCAGCAGUGGAGCUUACCUCACCAAAGAGGAGAGAUAUUUAAUGGAGUCAUCAAGGAAAAAGCUAAAAGACCAAAUCCAGGCUUAUAACCCAGAUCACGAACCUUUCGGUGUGAGCCCCGAAUCAGAGUUUAAUGGCUAUGUGAACCCACCUCAGGAAAUAGAGUAUCGCAAGUCUUCUUCCGCUAGUCAGAAAAAUGGUGGUAAGUCUUUGACAUUGCCUCGCAAGACUAGAGACAGUUUAAGUAAUGAUUUCCUCCUGUAUCAAGUGGCUGAUACUAAUCCAAUAAAGUCAGAGAAGAAGUCAAAAAAGUCUAGGAGGAGACGUGAAAAUUCUCAAAUUCUGCUACAGUGUCCACCUCAGUAUUUUUCUACCCUAGACUAUUUCGUGGCAAAGAAACUUCAAGAUGAGCUCAUUGAUUUAUGCACAGAACCCUACAGUGAUAAGACUGGCUUUUGUGGUAUACCACCGGCCUUGGUUCAGAGAUAUGCAGAUGAGCUUCAACAAGAUAUAUUUGACGUUGCGGAAUCCCUUGACCGAGAAAGAAUUCAUUCGUUACAGCUACGUGGUAGACAAGCUGUACCAAAUGAUUUUCUGGCUGAUUCCUGUUGUGAGCCAGUUGUUGAAGCCAACUAUAACAGCCUUUUUGAUUGGUUAAUAUCUCUAGGUCUCCCAAUUUAUGAGAAGUUGCUGAACAAAAAUGGCUGUACUGAGCUAUAUCACAUGAUUGGUGUAACUGAUAAGGACUUGCAACGUUUCGGAAUAGAGAAUGCUAAACAUAUCCGUCUAUUAAAAACUGCCAUAGAAGCUCUGCAUAUCCAUAUAGAGCAUUGUCAAUACAUAGCAUAACACUGACGUUUUGGUGAAACAAACUUUGGUGAAACAUAUUAAUAAGCACUGGCAGUUAGUAAUUUUUGUGAUCUACACCGUUAGGAUAAAAGUAAUUUCUUCUUCUAGGGAAAAAAUUGAAUUACUAAAAUUUAAGAGCUUGAGUAAAUUAUUUGAACUAUCAUUUUCAAAUUUUAGUGAGAAAAUGUUAUGGAAACAAGAUAUUUAACGAAUUACUAUUUUUUUGUCAUAUUCAUUUAAAGUGUUUAAGAAAGUGUGUAAUUGCAAUCCAAUUACUUGAAAAUUGUAAUGAAUAACGUUAAAUGUAACAAAAUUGAUCAAGUUUUAAACAUUAAACUAGACAAAAUAAUCGGACAGUUUUAUAAGAAAAAAAAAUUUAAAACAUUCAACGUCUUUUAAAUUGAUUCAAUAGAGUAUAAGUAAAUAACUUGAAGUAUCAUUUUCCUAAUUUUAUUCAGAAAGUAAAAAACAAGGUGCUUAACAAUAUCAAUUUAAAGUAUCUAUGAAUUAAUUAUGCAAUUAAAAUCCAGUUACUUGCAAAUUAUAGUUACAUUAAAUUUAACAGAAGCUUACAAGAUUUAAACAUUAAAUUAGACAAAAAAAAUCGAGCAGUUUUUAAAGAGGUAUUGUGUAAUUAAAGUCCAAUUAUUGGAAAAUGAUAAUCAAUAGCAUAAAAUGUAACAAAAAUCUACAAAGGUUUAAAUAACAAAUCUGACAAAAUAAUCGAACAGGUUUGAAAAAUAAAUUUCAGCGUCUUUUGAAUCGAUUUAAUACAAAAUUCCAAUCAAAUCAUGAAUA
Molecule: messenger RNA, 4540 nt
Organism: Parasteatoda tepidariorum (common house spider)
Lineage: Eukaryota; Metazoa; Arthropoda; Arachnida; Araneae; Theridiidae
Product: SAM and SH3 domain-containing protein 1
Molecular function (GO): protein binding
Source: RefSeq, a predicted model, not a curated record